AUGACGAGUGAGGUGUCGGCGAGUGGCCAUGGAGGAAUGAAUGCAUACAACGGAUCUUCGUUGGAGAUUGUUACUGUCGUGCUGAUUGCAGUCUCCUUCGUCGUGGUUCUUGUUCGCGGUGUGGCCAGGUAUCGGAUCAGCCGAGUUGCUGAACCUUCAGAUGUCCUGCUGCCUUUGACUCUGGUUGUGGCCAUCGCGCAGAGCGUCUGUGUCCGAGUGUCGCUGUCGAGCGGAUUGGGCAGACAUGUGGCCUCGCUAAGCUCCGACCAGCUCACGGAAUUCCAGCAGCUCACAUACGCCAGCAACCUCCUCUUCCAACUGGUGCUCUCUCUAUCCGAAGUCAUUGUGGUCCUCCUUAUCAAGAGCGUCGAGCCGCAGCGGCCAGUCCGCAUCGCCUGCAAUGUUCUGCUUGGAUGUAUCGGCGUCUACACUACGCUGUCCCUCUCGAUCCUUGCUUUCCAGUGCUCUCUUCCAGAGCCAUGGCUGGUUGCAGCAGACAGAUGCGUCGACCGGCAAUCCUUCUUGACCUCGUUUGUCAUCGUCAGCAUUAUAAUCGACGCAGCCACUCUCCUCCUACCAAUUAUCAUGGUAUGCAGGCUCAAGACGCCUCGAGACAAGAAGAUCUUCGUAUGCAUCCUGUUCGGCACUCGCCUCGCGCUCCCCUUGGUCACCGCACCACAAAUAUACCGUCUCAAGAAGGUGCUGGUCUCACAAGACCAAACAUGGGACCUGGUCUCCUUCCAGCUCUGGGAGCAGAUCGUCAUGAAUAUCAGUGUCAUCACGGCCUGCCUGCCCUCGUUGGGCCGGAUGCUGUGGGAGUUGAUGACCCGGGGCUCGGCAGGACUGAGGUCGACCUGGGCCGCUUCUCGAGAUUUCGGGCACGAGCUUGGUCUGGACAAGGGUCAGGGUCAGGGCCAGGGCCAAGCCCAAGCCCAAGCCCAAGCACGACAUCUCGGUCUGGAGAAGCCAUACAUCCAGCAGCCGAGCCCGGCUUUCUCUCCCGCCGGCGAGAAGGGUAGCUGGGGCGACCAAGUGAUUGUGCAGGUGCGGAGUAUUGGAAGCUUUGAGAGCUUCGAAUCCGGCCGCACGCUGGUGAGCCAGGAGCCCACUGCGGUUGAUGUGCAGAAGCAGGAGGAGAAAGACGAGCUGCCUCCUACCAUGAUGCCUCAGCAGACCGCAACCGGGACCGGGACGGCUACUGCUUCGAUGCAUUAUGUACCACGCCGGCCGUACCACCACUACCGCCGCCCGCUCAGCAAUCUGUUGUCUCCGGUGCUGGAACAGUCGCCUGCUCUGGGAGCAGCAUUGCCUCCAACACUGACCGGUCAACACUACCCUCACCACCAAGGAAGGGGUCCAUAUGAAGCGCCGCCACCUGCAUACUUGACGCCUGGUCCGCGCGAUUCCCCGACCAGACCGUGGGAUACCACGAGUUCGCUGUACGACGAGGACCUCUCUGAGAUCGACAUCGACAGCUACUAUAUGCAAAACAACCAGAUCUCUCAGUCGUACCACCCGAGCCGCACCGAAUUGGUCUUGGAUAGUAUGAUUGAAGAUCUGCAGCGGGAGAACGCCGGCGUGAAACCCAGUCAAGGACCCGGUGGAGCCUGGAUAUGA
Messenger RNA from Capronia coronata CBS 617.96, 1617 nucleotides. RefSeq lists its product as uncharacterized. The coding region runs from base 1 to 1617 and encodes 538 amino acids. Lineage: Eukaryota; Fungi; Ascomycota; Eurotiomycetes; Chaetothyriales; Herpotrichiellaceae. The transcript has 4 exons. The record is from RefSeq and is a predicted model, not a curated record.